AUGGAGGCACCCAAGAUUACCCCUGCCAGCGCCCAAUUGCUGGACGAAACGAAAAACGAGGGGAACAAGCUCUUCCGAAGCAAGAAGUAUGAAGAGGCUCUGGGCGUUUAUCUGAGUGCCGUUGGGCAGCUCUGCGGUGAGCCAGUCGAUUCGAUUAAGGUUCGAAAGUGCGUCCAGUUUUUUCGCGAAAAUGGGGCAAAAAAGGAGGUGGUCAUCCGUGAGGGUAACGACGCAGAUCCCCCCCAUGUGAAGCAGCACGUGAAGGACCUGUUCACAAAGAUAUGCCACAACGUGUCUUUAUGUUACUACUUCCUGGACCGGCCAGAAGAGGCAAUAGAUUACUCCUCCUAUGUAAGUGAGAUGGAUGGAAAGCACUACAAGAGCUAUCACACCUUGGGUCUGUGCUACGAGAAGUUAAAAAAUUACAAAAAGUGCGUAGAGUCUUUUGAGCGCUGUAAGGUUGUCCUGUUGAAGGAGGCCACUUCUAACAGUUGUGACAGUGCCGAGGUGAAAAACGAAGUGAACCGAAUUAAUGAGAAGCUGAAGAGGCUAAUCAGAGAAAUGGAAGAAUCGAAGCAGCAAAAGGAGGGGGUGAGCAUCACCAUCGAAGUGAUCAAACAGACAAUCCUCGACAAUGCCACCACGGAAGAGGAGAAAAUAAAAAUGAUAUACAGUAUUUAUAAGCAUAAAAUACACACCCUCUUGAGGGAAAAUAUUUUCCACUUUUUCUCCCAAGUGUUAAAUAAUGAAGGGAACUCCCUACCUAUUCAGAAGGCAUGUCUCCACGUCAUCUACAAAAUAGUGUCCAAAUUGGAGAGAGAAGCAGAGGAAACGUCGAAGAACACCAACGUGUGCAUCAACAAAGUGAGUGACAUGAAGUUGGAAUAUUAUUACGACGUUGACUUCGUGAGAACGAUUUUGUCCUUCCAUGAGUCCUUCGACGAGCAAUGGAUAAAUAGCUAUAUAAAAGAUAAGGUGAAAAAAAUGGAAACGCUCAAAUUCGAUAAGAAGAAGGAGAUCUACCAACUUGUGAAGGACAUCCUCAUCUUUACCAUCCACAUAGUUAAGUACAUCCAUGUGGUGACAAAUGAAAAAGUCAUAAGAAUGCUCAACGUGUAUUUUCUCCCCAACGACGACGUAGACAUAGCCAGCAGCGCACUUGACGCGAUUAUUUUCCUCUGCAAAAAGAAAAAAUUCUUUAUAAGCAGGAGAAAUACAAAAGGGGGGAACAAUUCAGUCACUUUUUUAAACACCUUAAGGGAUGAUGCCCACGUGGAUGUGAAGCAUAACCUGAUUGACGCCCACUUUGGUGACGUAUGUAAACACCCCCUCUGUGCCAGCCUCGAAAUUAAAGCAACCAUUCAGCAGUGCAUUAGUAUGCAUGAGAAUUUCUCCAGUGACGUGGAGUACGCCUUAAUUCUUAUCCUCUCCCUGCUAUAUGAUAAGAACAGACCGAGUGAAAAGGACACCGAAAUGAACGACCUAAUAUAUGAGUGCAUAGAUUUGUAUUUCAAACCGGGAGACAUUGGCGUGGAGUGGUUUCUCUCACUUAAGUGCCUCUUCCUGGUGGACAAAAAUAUUGUUCUAAACUACCUAAUUGGAAAAAAUCAAUACAUGUGUGACAUACUUACCUUUAUUAACCAAUCCGUGGGAAGGAAACCAAAAAAAGACGUCUCCCUUUUUAUAGACGUUUUGCUUCUACUUCUGAACAUCCCAGAGCUACGCUUCAUGCUGAACAGCUACAUCGAUCUGUACAUAAACAUUUUGAGGACCUUUCCCUAUGACGAGAAUUUUUUAAAAUUCCUCGUGGGCUCCUUCAAACUGUAUAUGCACAGUAAGGAGUUCAAGGAGGAAAUUGUAAAAAGAGUCGACUUGUUUUCCUACGCUAGGGAGUUGUUGAAGCGCUUCCUGUUGCGCUGCGAGGGGCAGACGGGCAAGCUAACUGAGGAUGGUCCCACCCGGGAGGAUCCCCCAACGGGUUUACAAAAGAGGGAGUUUCUCGAGUCAAUGCAGAAGCCCACGGAAGCCACGCACAAUGGCAAAAAGAACUGCGAAUUAGUGAGCAAAAUGACGAAACAGCAAACGAACCUUUCCUCGAAUGGCAAUGCAGAUUACGAUGCACACGCGCUGAAGGAUCUCAUCGAAAUGGUCUUCUACCUCAGCCUGCACAUCGAAUUUAAGAAGCAGCUCCUCAACCAGGACAACCACUACAUCCUCUUUUUCCUCCUCAAAGUCGGAGACGAUAUUAACCAGAAAAAGCUAGACAACACCUACAAGUACAUAUACUGCAACACCAUCAACAAUUUAACAUUAACAAGAAAAGAUGAAAAGGCUAGACGAAGAGAAAUUAACAAAGCCAAUUUAUCCAACUUUGAUUCUGAGCAAAUUGAAGCAUUGGAACAAUUUUACGAAAAGUUACCCACAGGAGCGAAGCCGAAAACUGACCCCCUCUAUGACUAUGGGGAUGAAGAAACGAGCAAUAAGCUAAUUAACCUAUUAAUGUAUAAUGAGAACUAUGUACUCAAGGUGAAGGAAAAAGGGGGCGAACAAGUUAUCCUACCCAAAGGGGGCAAGUACAAAAAUGGCGCAAUUGUUAACACCAUAUAUAAUUUUAUUAACACCAAUUUUUUUACCGUCAACAUAGCGGAAGCUGUGUGUGACAUCAUUUCCAAGCUUGUUAAGGAUACAAAAAAUAUUGGCCUCGUUGUUGUGAACAACGGAUUGAAGACACUACUGUUAGCAUCCAAACAUAUUGCUAAUAAGAAAAACUGCGCCUUAGCUUUGAGCGAAAUUUUUAUUUACACCAACCCGAAGUUGAUCCAUUUUUAUGAAGCAUAUGAUUCACUGCCACUGUUGAUUCACCAACUGGAUAGCGAAGAAGAGCUCCUGGUGUUCAAGUCCUUAAUGGCCAUAACGAAUAUAUUGACCAUCGACGAGAACGUAGCCAUUAAAGCCAUGCAACUGAAUUUGUGGAACAAAUGCUUCGACAUACUCGCAUCGGAAAAUGACUCCAUAAGGUCGGCCAGCUUAGAGUGCAUAUGCAACUUAUGCUCUCAGCCCUACGUCCAUCAGUACGUGUAUGAUAAGUAUAAAAAAAUUACCGAGGGGGGAGGAAAAGAUGAACAAAUCAAUUUCGUAGACAUACAAAUAAUGUUUUCUUUUACCAUGGAGAAGGAAAAUUACAAGGCCGUUUUUGCUGCUACGGGGGCACUUGGUAUGUUGUCCUCCGAUUUGCGCUUGCCCACAUUUUUAACACGGACAAAGGGCUUCCACCACGUUUUUAACGCGUUGAACGAAACGAACGAUGAUCAGAUUUUACUUCGCAUUUUAACCUUUUUCAACAAUGUUAUACUGGGAGAAAAUGUCCCAUCGGAUGAUGUGAAACGGGUGAGGGACGCCGUUCGGGGUAAGGCGGGUUUGAAUGGCGAGAAUGCGCAAAUUGCGCAGUUUAUUCUUCAGUGA
This is a messenger RNA of Plasmodium coatneyi, 3462 nucleotides long. RefSeq lists its product as uncharacterized. The transcript has a single exon. The record is from RefSeq and is a predicted model, not a curated record. Bases 1 to 3462 code for a protein of 1153 amino acids. NCBI's taxonomy places the organism in Eukaryota, Apicomplexa, Aconoidasida, Haemosporida, Plasmodiidae. Gene Ontology annotation, molecular function: protein binding.